CUUACUGCGCAAGCGCAAUAGAAUAACAAGGGUAAUAUUUUGAAAUUAGGAACAAUUUCCGGGUUAUUACCCGGGACGGAAACGCAAAACCUGGUAUAGUUCCGACAGAAAUGGGAUAAUUAGUUAAAGACCAAGGGACAGCUUCAUCACUGCCAAACAAUGUCUACGUCUACCUCCUCACAGCAGUUAGCUGGACAGAAUCCUACUCAACGUAGCACAUCCUCUGAAGAAAGAAAUCCGGUACGACCACAGCCAGCUCUGUUGAAGCUUUUACACACAGCGGGGGCAAAGGGAGACACAUUUACUUUGAAGCAGGUUAUGCAUCAUUUGGGCCAGUAUAUUAUGGUGAAACAGUUGUAUGACAAGCAGCAGCAACAUAUUGUCCACUGUGAGGCUGAUGAGCUCGGGCAAUUAUUGGGCAUCUCCAGCUUUUCUGUAAAGGACCCCAGCCCUCUAUAUAAUAUGCUGAAGAAGAAUCUGUACCCAGUAUCUUGCACAGAUGCUGCACAGAGUCCCUCACGUGACCCAAAGCAAGAUACGAGUGGUUUGGAUCAUCAGAAGGAGACCAAAGAAAUAUUCAACAUUAGAGACAACUGUGAGAGAGCGGAUGGGAUGGCUGAAGCUCUCUCUGUCUCACAGAACAAGCGCCCAGGGGAAGACCUUGAAUGUCCAGCUAAUUCCAAGCAGCCACGAUUGGAUUUAGUCUUUGAAGAAUGGGAUGGGGCUGGGCUGCCCUGGUGGUUUUUGGGAAAUCUGCGGACAAAUUACAACCCCCAGAGUAAUGGAUCCACAGAUAUCCCUUCCAAUCAGGACAUAGACACAGCUCUUGUGUCAGACACCACUGAUGACUUGUGGUUCCUUAAUGAUUGCCGAUCAGAUCAAAUCAACAUGGAGGUAAAAGUUGAAGCUAUGGACUCUCCAAGAAGUGUAGGGGAAGAAGUUAGGGAAGCUGAGGAGAAAAAGGUCAUUGAGCUCACAAUUUAUGAGGACAACUUAGAAGAUACUCAGAGCCUAAGUGACGAUACAGACACUGAGAUCACUUCUGAGGAUUGUUGGCAGUGUACAAAUUGCCACAAAUUCAACUCUCCUAUGAAGCGGUACUGCUUCCGUUGCUGGGCACUGCGUAAAGAUUGGUAUUUGGAUUGUCCUCGCCUUACCCAUGCCCUUUCUACUCCUACACUUGUUGACAAAAGCAGUAAACAAGAAAAGAGUGGUAUUGAUAUCCCUGAUUGCCGCAGGACUAUAUCUGCCCCUGUGGUGAGGCCACAUUCUCUUGUAGACAAAACACAGGCUCCUUCCUUGGAGUCGCUGGACUUGGCCAAAACCAACAUUCCGGUCAGGACACUCUCAGAGAGUACAGACACUUUGUUGACGGCUCAGUCUGAGGAGGCAUCAUUGGCAUCUAGCCGCCCACUCCUUGAGCCUUGUCAACUUUGUCAUCGCCGUCCACGUAAUGGAAAUGUAAUACAUGGGCGCACUGCUCAUUUGGUCACAUGCUUCCCGUGUGGCCGCAGCCUGCAGAAGACACGUAAGGGUUGUCCGGUGUGCCAGAAACCAAUACAGAUGGUGGUAAAAACAUAUGUGGCAUAGUAUACUAGUGUCAAGAACAAUAGGGUAACUUCAAUCCUUCUGGAUUUGAGCCAGCACUGACUGCCCUUUGCAAGUCUUAGUUGAUGACACUUACAUGUGGUUAUAUAAGCUCUUAUGUUAAUUUCUCACAGCAUGCUGAUAUGAGAAACCACAACAAUUUUGCAAGCAAAUUCCAGCUUUUUCAAGAGUUUUGUUUACACAGGAGAUUGGGAUGCUCCCGUCAUUUCACUUUUGGAUAUGAAAUGAAGCAUCAUUGACUCUUCGCAAAGCCUGAGAGCAUGCGUUAUCACUGCCAUAAAUAACUGAAGUGUUUUGCCUUUAUUGCUUGACACUAUUCACUACCAAAUGCCAAGGAGAACAGGUGUUGUGAACUUUCUAAGUAUUUAUAAAGAGAUAUAUAUAUCUAUAUAAAUGUAUAUAAAUCUUGAAGAGGUAUAUCUAUUUAUGCAUGGGAUCAUUUGCAGAUGGAGUAUGGAGUAAUUUAAAAUGAACUUAACAUCUUCAAACCUUAAGCAUUAUGUGCAGAAUCAGCAAAAUGAAGCACCUUUACAAGGGAAGGAAAAAUCCCUAAACAGCCUGCUGUAUAUGUUUUGAUAUUCUUGUUUUCUUUUGGCAAUAGAAAUGCCCAUGCAGAAAAUGAAUAAGUUGGAAUAAUUUGUGUGUAAAUGUGUAUAAAGUUUCUUUCAAUGUUCAGUAAUAACAAAUAUGUCCUUUUUUUAUUUUGGGCAUCUUUGUUUGUUGUUGCAAUGUUUGAUGCAAAAUUUUAAUUCACUAGUCUGCAGUUUGUGUUUUUAGGUUUGUAGUUAAGCAGAUUUCACAACUUUUGACACAUAGUAGCAGUAUUACUGCAUAUUGAAAAAUCUGGUAUGUUUUGUUUAAUGAAGGCAAAAUACUAUUGUGAAUCCAAAUAUGGUGUUUUUUUUUUAUAUUGUACCUGUUGUCUCCUGAUGACAAGUUCAGUAAAGUUGAUACUUGUUGAA
Messenger RNA from Bombina bombina (fire-bellied toad), 2570 nucleotides. It is a transcript of the gene MDM4, whose product is annotated as MDM4 regulator of p53. NCBI's taxonomy places the organism in Eukaryota, Metazoa, Chordata, Amphibia, Anura, Bombinatoridae. The record is from RefSeq and is a predicted model, not a curated record. Gene Ontology annotation, molecular function: ubiquitin-protein transferase activity. Gene Ontology annotation, cellular component: nucleus. The transcript has 11 exons. Gene Ontology annotation, biological process: negative regulation of apoptotic process; regulation of cell cycle; protein ubiquitination. Bases 160 to 1590 code for a protein of 476 amino acids.